GAGCCUGAUGAGUCUCCCUGAGACUGUCAUAUACAUAUGAUUGAACCUAAGGACACCCUAAUCUCACAACAGGUGGCUUACCCUUUAGGAAUCACUAGUAAUGAUCAUAUUUACUAGUGUGAGCAAUGAAGCCCGCACAUAUCGGUACAUAACGCGUCAUAUUUAGUGAAUAGCUCAGCUUUCUCGCGAUAUUAGUAAAUAUAAACAUCCUAGGCAUACUGCAACGGCCUACCCUGGUUUCCGUAUCAGAGGCGGUCCAGGGUGGCAGAGGUUUCAGGAUGCUUAUACCUAUCAAAUUGGUUCUUGUUAGCACAACCUGCUUUUUCGUCGCGUGCUGGUGUCUACUAACGGGCAACAACCAAGUUUUGCGUGGUACUGAGUUUAGUAUAGAGCUAAGUGAGAAGAAUACGGUUGACGACCUUGCUAGUUUGUCAAGUGCAAACGAGUGCACGGGCGCUUUGAAUACAAAUAUUGAGGAUGAACAUGUAAAUCAGGAUACAGACUCUGCAGUGCCUGAGAACGUAGGUAGUAACAAGUUGGACGAUGCUUCAACUUCGAACUCCAUCGAUGGUGCAGUGGAUGGAAAGGAAGGGGAGCUACUUGACGUAGACGUUUCUAUGCAGAAUCAGUUCAGCUUUAAGGGCCAAGUAGAACAAGAGGAACAAAUUGAUUCCGGGGACACUCUUGAUUACCCGGAAAAUUGCAGGUGA
Sphaeroforma arctica JP610 is the source of this 710-nucleotide messenger RNA. RefSeq lists its product as hypothetical. The transcript has a single exon. Bases 279 to 710 code for a protein of 143 amino acids. The record is from RefSeq and is a predicted model, not a curated record. Lineage: Eukaryota; Ichthyosporea; Ichthyophonida.